GUAAAUAUGGAAUUAAAUGUCCCAUUGCUCUCAAGUUUUUGGAAGUUUACAUGGCACUAGCCCCCAUAGAAAAAUUUAAAUAGGUAGGUAUUGCUAAUGGAAAGGGCCGGUUGUUUGAACGCAAAUUUUAAACUCGCCCUUGGUGUCACGUACAUCUAGGCUGGUUCCCUUGCUGACCAUUUUUGGGGGUGUACGGACAACGGACAAUCAUCGAAGAGAGAGAACGAGUAUUCACUUUUGUAACUUUCAUAGGAUUACCUGCCUAACGUUACCUCUGUGAUGUGAAAAGGAAUUAUUUCAUAAUAUUAAGCCUAGUGUAGAUUUUAUAGGUCGCAGUGCCAUUUGAAUGCAGUGAUUUAUUGUGAGUUUUGAAUAAAAUUUAUGAAUUUUUGGAUAUCAACAGAACUUGAAAAAUGGAGAUAUAUUCUAAGGUUGUUUCGAAGUGAAUGGAUGGAUGCUACGGAAAAAGCAAGAGGAAAUGUCUGUUAGUGGACAAAUAUGGGUUUGAAAGGAAAUGGAUACAUAUUAUGUACAUCCCUUUUUCCAGCGAUAAUUUACGGUGACAACCACACUAAUGAUUCCAAUGGAGAGAUUCCGAAUAUACUGACCCCGCUAAUUGUUUCCGUCGGGGCAAUCAUCAUCGCUUUUACAGUCGCUAAACUCGUCGAUUGUUGUUGCCAGAAGACGCUGGAAAAAAAUGAGAACCUGGAAUCAUUGGACGAUCAAACCAAGAAGAUUCUACGAGCAAGACUCAUCAUUAUUCAAAUGAAACGAAAAGAGAUGGCCAAAGCGGCCCCAGCGCUUAAUAUUUUCAAAAAAUGGUCAUCAAAGACAAUUAUGUCCAAGAAUCUUCAAAAUGAGGUUACCAAAAAGGAUAAACAAACUGUGAUAACCGUGGACGAAGCGGAUAUUGAGAAGAAAAGUAACUCCUUAGGACAUGGGUUUCUAAAGCAAAACAAGGUGGCAAAUGGUAUACCAAGUUUGACGCAGAAUAAACCCCUCGUGCAUAAACAAGAAAAGUUAGAUUCAGACAGCCAUGCAUCAAAUUCUUCCAAAUCAGGGACACCUCCAUCUUCGAACUCAGCGAGUUCAACAUCUAGAUCUUCUGCUAGGUCGGUGUCCGUGUCUGUCAACUCAACUCGUACAUCUUUCAACUCCGAAUCCGGGCUUUCUCUCUUUACUGGUACAAGUUCUGACCACAAGAAAACUUCAAAUAAAAGUGUGACUUUCAAUGAAAAUGUAGAAGUGAAAACCGAAGACGAAUUGGAACAGCUUGAUUCCGUGAAAGUAGUUAGUGAAUCACCUCCAACAGACUCUAGUAAACCGUCGAAUCUUAAAAAACCAUCUUGAAAGUUGAAUGCAUAAAUAUAUAAACAGUCUGAUUAUUUGUUUGUGAUCCAUAUUGAUUUUAACCAAAUCAACCAUUUUGGCCGAACAUGACUUUUGUUGCACAUUGUACAAUGCGUGAUUUUCGGAUUAGUGCGGUCUGAUUAAGAUUGAGAUUACGGAUCAAACGGUGUGUAUUUGUGUUAAUCUUUCGCCAAGAUUUUCUUUUAUGUACUCAUGGACUCUUACUCUUGGUUUACAAUGCAUGUGCCUAUUAGAUAUUAUCUUCCCGUCUGUUUAUUCCAUAUUUUUAAUCUUGUGCGUUUCAGUACAUUGAUUAUUGCAAUUUAUAGUUCACUGGAUGUUCGAAUAAAAAUGGAAAACCGAUUGUUAGAAAUGUACAUAUUUUAAUGUACCAUAAAACAAGGAAAACAUCCUUGGUCUGAAAUAUAAAUUGUAAAAAAUUGCAAAAAAACCAUUUUCUACAAACAUAUUCUAUCUGCAAACCUAAUGAAGGUGGUGAUCACCAUAUUAAUUGAAUGUUAAUAUUGCAUGAACAAUUUGUUGAGAAAACAUUUUUGUAAAAGAUCAAAAAUUUUAUACAAAUGUUUUUAAGUAUCAAAAUUGUAGAGUCACACCUUGUACCAUGCAUCUAAGGAUAUAUGGUUUUUUACUUUAAUAAGAUUUAAAUGAGCUACUAAUUGAUGCUUUAACAUCAUAAGCAUCUGACGAGAGAGAGAGAGAGAGAGAGAGAGAGAGAGAGAGAGAGAGAGAGAGAGAGAGAGAGAGAUUAUACGUUUUGAUUUGAUAUCGUUACCUUGCUUGGAUUGUUUUCUAUUAUAAUGAAGAGUUGUUUAUCUGUGCAGAGCAGCAGAAUACUAAAGCAAUAUGAGCUGCAAUUUUCAUGAUAAAAUUUCUUUUUAACGAAAAUAUUAUUUUCUUCUAAAAUGACAAAAAUAUCAUGGUUUUUAAAUUUUCUUUUCACCAAAUUUUUGUGAAAAGGGCCGUUAAGGAGAAUUUAUUGGAGCGAAAUUAUCGUCCUGUACAAAAAUUGAUUUGCUGUAUGUUCCUUAGAAGAAAUAUCUUUCCUCUGACAAAAAUUAAUGAUUUUUUUCAACCUUAUUUAUCAUAAAAAGUUAAGUCCCAUGUAGACUUAGCAUACUAGCAGGUUUUUACAACAAAAUAAAAUUCUAAAAAAUACAUCCCAUAUUGCUUAAGUAUUUGAUAAUUUUUUUUCUCGUUUUUCCGACAAUGUAAAGUGUGCAUGUGUAUGAAGCUGAAUAAACGUGGUUUGUACGUUAAGUCAUACAUAUAAACAUUGAAAGCUUUAUGUUGCAUAUUUUAUCAAAUAAUUAUUUCAAAAACCAA
Messenger RNA from Magallana angulata, 2694 nucleotides. RefSeq lists its product as uncharacterized. NCBI's taxonomy places the organism in Eukaryota, Metazoa, Mollusca, Bivalvia, Ostreida, Ostreidae. The coding region runs from base 499 to 1350 and encodes 283 amino acids. The transcript has 2 exons. The record is from RefSeq and is a predicted model, not a curated record.